CGGCAGAUGAAACAAGCAGUAGAUUACCAGUAAUUAUAAUCCUCUGCACAAUCGUAGGAAUCACCAUCUUCACUGCUUGUAUGGCUAUGCCCAUUUGCAACUCAGAGAGGUUUGUCUUUCAGAGAAGACAAAAUGCUGCUAUCGCAGACACAGCCCUAACGCAGCAGCCAAGAGGGGAUGUGGUCACUACAGGUCUUGACCAGUCUACAAUAGAGUCAUACAAGAAAGUGGAGUUAGGAGAAAGUAGAAGGCUUCCGGGUACUAAUGGUAUCAUCUGUCCCAUUUGUUUAUCAGAAUAUGCUAGCAAAGAGACUGUACGGUGCAUGCCAGAAUAAUCAUAUGAUAAUACAUGUGGACGAUUCGGAAUUCCCAUUCGUUUUCCUUUCUGCGACCACAAAGAUUUCAAUCUCCGCUGCAACGACCUCAACAAGACAGUCCUAGACCUUCCUUUGUCCGGAACAUUUCUUGUCACGAAAAUAGACUACAUAAAGCAGCAGAUUUCUAUCAACGACCCUGAAGACUGCUUUGUGAAGAGGCUUUUAACCUUCAAUACUUCAGGAUCUCCUUUCUCUCCUCGUUUCAGUCUCCAAUACACGUUCUUGACUUGUCCGAAUGAGGUCUUGAAGCCGUCUUGGUAUCCGCCCAUCCGUUGCCUAAGCAAUUCUACCUCCUCUUUUUUCGCCACGUCUAAUUUGACUCUCGCAAAUUCGAUGCUACCUUCUUGCCAGAUCGUGAAGAGAGUAGCUGUGCCGGUUAAUCUGCUGUUUGAAAAUGAUAAAUUUGCUACUCUCAUCAACAUUGUCGACGUCGUGCUGGAAUGGAGCUCACCGAAUUGCAGAGGCUGUGAAAUGGAUUCCUUGAGAUGUGGUUUCAAAAACAAGGCUUCCCUCGAAGUCAAAUGCUUCGCUGAUAAAUCCGGUCAUAUAAGCUCUAGAUUACGACUACUAAUUAUAACCCUCUGCAUAAUCGGAGGAAUCACCGCAACUUUUAUUGCUAUACGCGUUUACAAUUCCGAGAGGUUUGUCAAUCAGAGAAGACAAAAUGCAGCAAUCGCAGCCAGAACCAUAACGCAACAACCACGAGGGGUUGUGGUCACUACAGGUCUUGACCAGUCUACAAUAGAAUCAUACAAGAAAGUGGAGUUGGGAGAAAGUAGAAGGCUUCCGGGUACUAAUGGUAUCAUCUGUCCCAUUUGUUUAUCGGAAUAUGCUAGUAAAGAGACUGUACGGUGCAUAUCAGGAUGUGAUCACUGUUUCCACGUCGAAUGUAUCGAUGAGUGGCUCAAGAUUCAUGGUUCAUGUCCUGUUUGUCGGAACUCACGCUCGUAAUGGAAGUAAUUGUUGUUUGAAUAUGAAGUAUUCCGAGAUUUUAAUGAAUCUCACUAAUUCUU
Molecule: messenger RNA, 1390 nt
Organism: Arabidopsis arenosa
Lineage: Eukaryota; Viridiplantae; Streptophyta; Magnoliopsida; Brassicales; Brassicaceae
Source: the annotation of a GenBank genome assembly